Paramormyrops kingsleyae is the source of this 2501-nucleotide messenger RNA. RefSeq names its product MARVEL domain-containing protein 1. Gene Ontology annotation, molecular function: structural constituent of myelin sheath. Gene Ontology annotation, biological process: myelination. The record is from RefSeq and is a predicted model, not a curated record. Lineage: Eukaryota; Metazoa; Chordata; Actinopteri; Osteoglossiformes; Mormyridae. Gene Ontology annotation, cellular component: membrane.
AAAUGCUUAGCUCGUCUUGCAAGGCGUCGAAGACAAAAGUACUGGAUAAUGAUUCAUCUAUCGUCGUAAUUUACCACCAAAUGUAACUAAUACACCGCUACAGUGUAAACUUAAGUCCAACUUCAGUGUCUUAUUAAUACUUUGGAAAAUACAUUAUUCUUCCGUUAUAAAAUGAAAAAUGUGAAUUUGGAUAGCAAUGAUAGAAAACCACUUAAAGGCAUAUUGUGAAUUCUCAAGAAUUAAGGGUAAUGAAAAGAAGUGAUUCAUAAGCGACGUGAAUAUGUACAAAAGUGAGGUACAGAAGAUCCCUGACGCGUGUUUGUGUGUUUCUGCAUGCAGACCGUAAUGCAGACCGUAGGGGACAUGGAGACUGGCCGCGGACGCUAUGUUGUCACAAAGUUUACAUAAAACAUGACCCUAGUUUCCACAGUUACAGAGUUGGGUAUUUUACAGAAGCAGGACGCCUGCUUCUUUUUGUCGGAAUCAGACAACCCGCUCGACACGGACGCUUAAUUGCUGUCCGGAUUUAUUCCCCUUGGGGACGCUUCCCAUGUGCGUGUCAUCACAAAGCAGCACCAUGGUGCUGGAUGCGUGGGCCGGGUGGUCUUCACCGGAGCUGAGCUCUGGGGAGGACCUCCUCGCAGGGGAAGCGGUGUUAGCAAAGGGCCCAUGGUAAGUGUGAAGCAGAAACGGCUAUUUACAGCUCAUCUGGGCUGCUAAACGCCAGCGUGACGGAAUGCGCUUAAGUACAUCCCAAAAUAAUAUUUUAAAUAUGAAGUAACUUUAGGAAAAGCAGAGAGUUCUUGGGGGGAGCCGAAGUUUGCUGAAAGGCAACCAAUGGAAAGAACCAAAAACGAUAACAAAAUCACCAAGUAUGCGCACAAACAUACAUUCCUCCAUUCCAGCCCCUCUUCCGAGCGUUGGGGGGGUGCUCUCUCUCCAGAUGCUGCACUUCCAAAGGAGUUGAAGGACUCGAAUUUCAAGUCUCCCCCAAUUCCUCCACCCAAUCCUGCUCCUCCAGAAAAAAAGGAGAGAAAGCACAGAGGCACGGAAGGCUCUAGGAAAAGGAACGGAGGGGGGGUGCAGAACAGACGAUAAAAAAGGCAGACCCUGACGGCCAUCUCCUAAUUGGACCUUCUUCUCCACUUCUUGCAUCUGGAGCACCGCGAAAGGUUGCAGCCUCCCCCUCCCAGAGAGGAUGCCCCCCCAGCGGCUGACCGGCGCAAACUACCGGGAAUUUCUGAAGAGCUUCAUGGGAAUAGCGAGGGUCCUUCAGGUGCUGAUGGGUGCCGGGCUGUGGGCCACCAUCGCUGGUAACAAGUACGACGGGCCGGUGCACUUCGCGCUGCUGGUGGCCGUCCUCUUCUGGCUCCUCACGCUGGCGCUGUUUCUCCUCACGCUGCUGGGCAAGCAGGAUGUGGUGCCAGUGGCAGGGGGCGAGCACUGGUUGCUAAGCAACGUGGUGCACGACGCGGCAGCGGUGGCACUCUACCUGCCCACCAUCGGCAUCCUGGCCUACAAGACGGCGAAGAGCACCUACUGCAACCUGGAGCACUACGGUCCCCCGUGUCCGUACCGCGCCUACCUCGCCGCCACGGCCCUCUCCGGCUUCACCACCUGCGCCUACUUUGCCUCUGCCGUUUACGGCUCCUGCAGGAAAUGUCGCGGGACAAAAUGUACCAGACAGCUCCCGUUUCAAGUAAAGUCUUUCGGGAAUGCUUUGCUACCGUCGUGUAAAGAAUUUUCCGUGGAGGUUUCUACGCAUUCAGCAAGAAGCACCGUUGUGAGAUUUAUGUAACGUUCUGAAAGCCUACCGCCGUAACAUCUGGAGCGUGUUUGGGUCGACAUAAACAGAGACACACAGAACCCAGGGCAAAUUUAUCUGAAGGAAUCGUGAAUUAUAACAUAAUUUAUAAAAAUGAUAAUUUUUUAAAUUAUUAACAAUAUUCUUUGCUUCUUCUGAUGACUAGAAAUUGCUAAGAUGUUAAUCAGCUUUGACUUAAAGUGAGGAUGAGUAUUUCAGAAACAGGCUGAAGAGCAUGUGCUGUUUGAUCAUUUUCACAGAGGUGCCUGUCGGUCAGAUAAGCACCAUCAAUAUGGAACAACCCCCGGAAACACGGCCGACAUUGCUUUCUGGCACCCGUCAUCUGCUGGUAACAUUUGCGAUGUGAUUGGUGGAUAGGGAGAGCUGGAUCUCUGGAGGAAGUGGUCUGAAGGAGAACCGGUUAUUUCUAUUUAAUGACUGAGCACCCCAGGGGCAGAGCCCUAUCCAUCUCCCCCCCCCCCACCCCUCCCAUCUGUCCUGCAAAGUCCCAUGUGACUCAAAUACACACUGACACACAUGUGGAAGUGAAAGCCAACAGGAACACACCAACACCCAGCUGUGGGAGGGUAGAGCGACAUCACAGAGGUGAUGGAAAGCAGAUGGUGGAGAAAGAGGCAUGUAAACGCAGACCCUGACCCUCCCCCCGCUCCCUUUAAAGUGCCAGAGAAGCUGCCCC